GUCAAACAAAAUUCUCACCUGUCAAAGAAGUUUUUGUUUGCCGCGAUUUUUCUCCUGGAUUUCCUCAUCAAUUUCCACGCAUUUCCCACCUGGUUAACAUCCCAAAAAUCUCCCUGAAUCUCUCCAGAAGGACUCUCCACUCCCCCAAAGAGUCACACAAACUGGAGGUUUUUCCAAUUUCUGCACACACAAAUUGUCGCCAUUCCCAUCCAUUUCGUUGUCUGCUCCAAGGGAAAGACCAGAGUGAGAGGGAGGAAAGGAAAAAGAGGAAAAGCUGGUGGUGAAAAGUGCUAAAGUGAUUCAGUCAUGUUCGUGAAUGAAUGCAAGAGCCAGUUUUCCUCCUCGAUGGUCAUGUCAUCGCUGAUUGGACUUCUUCUCUCCGUCUACACUACACACGUGGAAAUCCAGCUGGAAUUGGACAAUGACUACGAGGCUCUUUGUGAUUUAAAUGAAGGAAUUAGUUGCACCAAAGUCUUCUCCUCCAAGUAUGGGAAAGGCUUUGGAGUUAUUCAUCGUGUUCUUGGUGAGGAUUCUAUCUUCAAUCAACCAAAUGGCCUCUUUGGAAUUUUAUUCUACGCAAUCAUUGCCCUUCUAUGUUUUGUGAAUGAUUCUAAGGUGGCACGUAUGCAGAUUUAUCUGUGCAUUGUCUCCAAUCUUCUCUCACUCUACCUGGCCUAUUUGCUGUAUUUUGUCCUGGAGGACUUCUGUAUUGUCUGUGUAUCGACGUAUGUUGUCAAUGCUAUCAAUUUGUAUCUUUCCAUAAGGCGUUAUCGUACUUUGGUGGCCAGGGAGCGGAAGAUUGGCUUGAAAAGGGACAGUGAUAAGACCAAAUGAGGUGUUAGUGCAAUCAGUCUGAAACAUAUGAUAUCCGUGGGAAAAAAGAUUGUUUUUAUUUAAUAUUCUUGGGAAGGUUUAAUGCGGUACAAUUAAUCAUGACAUGUUUUCUGGUAUAAGACAAUAUUUUUGCUCCAACAAUUUACAUAUAAAAUUAAUCAAUUAAACACAUGAAAGCUUUUAAAAUGGUUCAACUGCGAGAGCUUUUCUCGUGUAUGUGUAUGGCUUUCAAUGUGCGGAGAACAGAGACAAAUAUUUGCUCUAUUAUUAAUACAGAGAUUUAAACCUAGCUAACAAAAAGUUGGAUAGCUGGAGUGGUUAGGGUCAGAACUCUCCUUAUUGCCAAUUGCCAAUGAAAUGCAGAAUAACAAAAAAUCGUUGCAUUUCAAACAACUUGACGCGAGAAUUUCUCUCUAAUUCGGGUGACAUUUUGGUCCCAAAUGCCCGAAUUUGGGAGAGUCUACUGCACCUUCUCUUAAUUUCCAACCGAAAUCAGCAGUAAAAAUUAAAUUUAGUCAAGAAAAAAUGAAAUUUGAGCAGUACUCAAUUUAGAUCUAAUGACAAAAAUCGUAAAAUCGGCAUCAUUUAGAUCAGGUUAAAUUUCAAGAAAUCAAAAUUCACAUGGCAUUUUCAGGUCAGAAAAAUUUCACGAAAUCGAAAUUCACUUCCCUUUCCUUCCCAAAACUUUUUCAUAUUUCCAUUCUGAACUUCCGCACCCUAAUUUUUCUUUUUUUUUAUACGUCAUAACAAAAUGAAUUUAAAUCAAUCAAAUUCUGAGUACGAAAAAAUGGGAUCGACAUAUAUGCAACAGGUUUGAGGAAAAAAAUGAUGCGAAUUUUGAUUUGCACCUGAUAUUAGAUCACUUAAAUGUCAUAGAGUCAAAAUUCACAUCCCUUUCUAUCUUAAAAUAUCUAUGAAUAUCAAACAUUCAAAAUCCAAAAGUAAUAAAAAAAAA
Messenger RNA from Phlebotomus papatasi, 1789 nucleotides. RefSeq names its product vitamin K epoxide reductase complex subunit 1 (gene Vkor). Gene Ontology annotation, molecular function: vitamin-K-epoxide reductase (warfarin-sensitive) activity. Bases 307 to 834 code for a protein of 175 amino acids. The record is from RefSeq and is a predicted model, not a curated record. The transcript is spliced from 4 exons. Gene Ontology annotation, biological process: vitamin K metabolic process; peptidyl-glutamic acid carboxylation. NCBI's taxonomy places the organism in Eukaryota, Metazoa, Arthropoda, Insecta, Diptera, Psychodidae.